Molecule: messenger RNA, 1458 nt
Organism: Scedosporium apiospermum
Lineage: Eukaryota; Fungi; Ascomycota; Sordariomycetes; Microascales; Microascaceae
Exons: 2
Coding region: 1-1458 (485 amino acids)
Biological process (GO): meiotic recombination checkpoint signaling; protein phosphorylation
Cellular component (GO): cytoplasm; nucleus
Molecular function (GO): ATP binding; protein serine/threonine kinase activity
Source: RefSeq, a predicted model, not a curated record
AUGACUCAAGAAUACCACAUUAUUCUGCAGCAGCCAUCUACCACAGAAAUCAUCGUAUCUCAUGACGGCCAAGCUACCGUCGUAAAAAGCGAUUGGGUACUUCUCUCCUUCCCUCCAGAUGAACUCGACCCAUGGCGUCACGUCCGUAUCUCAGUUGGCAAGUCCCCCCGACAUCUCGAGUUCGAAAUCGUUUUCCCGAACCACAAGAAGCAACCGCUUCAGGAUCAAUAUCUCAACAACUUGCGCGCCUUCGUCGACACUAGCCGCUCAGCACUACCACGGCUUCGUGGCCUCGACCUACACGACAUUCGGUCUCCCAUAUCACAGGCCCCCGUGUUCAAGGAUGUCUUCCACGUAAUAAGGACGGAAGGGCGGGGCGCUCACGGAGUCGUUGACCAAGUUGUUAGCCUUCGCAAUGGGCGCUCCUUUGCUAGGAAGUCAUUCUUCGAGCCGACCCCUCAAACCGGCGAGAAAAGACGACGUCGGGCCCGGGAGGAGUGGUUGUGGCGGAUACGGAACGAAGUCAACCUUAUGAAAAACAAUUCCCACUUGAUAGACUUCCAAGAACGCCCAAGACCAGCGAUACUUAUGCCUUAUUACCCUCACGGAAGUAUCGAAAAAUUCGCAGGGCUUCACUCUCUUCGCGAGUCGCAAUACUUGCUCGCUUUCUUCCAACUCCUCACCGCGCUCGAUCACCUACACAGCCGCGGAGUUGCCCACCGCGACGUCAAGCCUCAGAAUAUACUCGUUACCGAGGUCAACCCCUUUACCAUCGUCUUGUCCGAUUUCGGUGUUUCCAAGUUCAGAUCCCGGCGCAGCCCGCUGGAAUCGUUUUGCGGUACGGAAUGCUACGCAGCCCCUGAAAUCUUCCCCGGAAAGUGUCCCGCCGAAGGCUAUACCGUCGCGGUCGACAUAUGGUCGGCAGGUGUAAUGAUGCUCGAUUGGGCCUUCGGCUACCCGGAAUCCCCUCGGUGGGCGAGCUCGCAGCAAGGUUUAGAGUACUGGUGGAAAGCGCUCGUGAGAAAGGUUGACGGUUGCAAAGCCGACGACGAGGUCCGCGACAUCUUGAAGCACAUGGUUGUUAUGGAACCUAAAGACCGCUUCAGUGCGAGGCAGUGCAUAGAGAAGGGAUAUCAGAACGGGCUCUUCCACGUGGAUGAGGAUAGCCAAAGAAUAUUGGUUCGUACGCGCACUUGCGAGGAUGAGCGUCACGGUGACCCCAGCACAGAGUGCGGUUGCCACCGUUCCAAUGAUAACGGCCGCUCGGCCGGCUCCGCAGAAGCGCCAGUGAAUGAGGUCUUGGCCUCUCCUCUUGAGAACCGCGAACUCGACAGCGAGCUGUACCUGGCCUGGGAGGCAUCUUCUCUCAGCAACUCUCCGGCCCGGAAAAGACGCAAGCUGGCGCCUCGCAGCCAGCUGAACUUGCCACAGUCUAGCGACUCUAGUAUGAGUAGUUGA